This is a messenger RNA of Paramecium pentaurelia, 948 nucleotides long. NCBI's taxonomy places the organism in Eukaryota, Ciliophora, Oligohymenophorea, Peniculida, Parameciidae. The record is from the annotation of a GenBank genome assembly.
CAUGAUGAAAAUUCUUCUGAUAAGUCUUGUUAUAGUACUGUCAUAUUAGACAGUAGAAUAUAACACAUAUGAUGAAGCAUUUGCAAAACACUUGUUUUAUUUAACAUCAGCAAGUUAUUGCAGCUAACAACACAUUAAGAAUUGGAACUGUGGCAAACCAUGCAAAGAACUCAAACCAAUCACUGAUAUUUCAUUCUUCAUCAAUGCAACAAAUGAUAAUGCAGGAUAUGGUGCAUAUCAUCCUGAAACAGAUGAAAUCUAUUUAGUGUUUAGAGGAACUUUACCAUGGAGUCUUACUAAUUGGAUUGAAGAUAUUGACUUUAUUAAAACAGAUUAUCCCUAUUGUUCCAAUAAUUGUUAAGUUCAUAGGUAUUUUUAAUAAUCUAUAAAUAUCAUUUUAGAGGUUUCUAUUAUUCUUUCCUGGGAAUUUAAGAUUAAGUUUUGAAUUGUUUGAAAACUUUAACAAAGAAAUAUCCCUUAGCCAAAAUAACUGUUACAGGUCAUAGUUUAGGAGGUGCUUUGGCUCAUCAUGCUCUUGUGUAUUUGGCAACAGUAUUAUUCUAAUUUUAUCUUAGAGAGGUUUUACUAUAAGUAAAUUCUAUACUUUUGGAUCACCUAGAGUUGGUGAUAAGAAUUUCUUUACUUAUGUUAAUUAAUAACUAUUUCCAGGACCUAAAUUUAGAGUUACUCAUAAUCAUGAUCCAGUUCCUCAUCUCCCAGCACUUAUUUAAGGAUUCCAUCAUGUGAAUUAAGAAGCUUAUUAUAAGGACUAUUUAUUGGUCAUCCAUAAGAAGUAAUAAAUUAUUAAAUUUUAGAGUUUAAUUAUGUAAUGAUAACUUUAAAGAAGAUGACAAUUGUUCUAAUGCUAAUUUAGUUGAUUUAUCUGUAUCUGAUCAUGCUAAUUACAUGGGUUAUGAUAUGACAUUAGAAUUGCUCACUUGUUAGUGA